AUGCUGAUCGCCGUCGUGAUGAUGUUCGCUGUCUGCAACCUGCCGCAGCAGGUGCGCAUCGUCUGGCGACACUGGGACUCCAGCUACGACAGGACCUCCGACUUCAGCACGCUGCUCACCCUGUCCACGUUCCUCAUCUCCUACACGAACUCCUGCCUGAACCCACUGCUCUACGCCUUCCUGUCCCGUAACUUCCGCAGGGGGGUUCGAGAACUCCUGCUCUGCCGCGGGACCAGGGGCAGAACUGUCAGCCUGGCCAUGGGCUGCACCAGGGACACCCAGAUGAGACACGAGAACGGCUUGAACACUGCCCAAGCGAACAGCUCUUUAAUCCGACUUAGCUCCACCCACGACAGUCCCCGGGUGUCCAGAACUGUCGCCAGACAGGCAACCAGCGAGAAGAUUUCCUGA
This is a messenger RNA of Megalopta genalis, 411 nucleotides long. The record is from RefSeq and is a predicted model, not a curated record. Lineage: Eukaryota; Metazoa; Arthropoda; Insecta; Hymenoptera; Halictidae.